Molecule: messenger RNA, 2054 nt
Organism: Phyllopteryx taeniolatus (common seadragon)
Lineage: Eukaryota; Metazoa; Chordata; Actinopteri; Syngnathiformes; Syngnathidae
Product: gastrula zinc finger protein XlCGF57.1-like
Exons: 4
Coding region: 1-1737 (578 amino acids)
Biological process (GO): regulation of transcription by RNA polymerase II
Cellular component (GO): nucleus
Molecular function (GO): RNA polymerase II cis-regulatory region sequence-specific DNA binding; DNA-binding transcription activator activity, RNA polymerase II-specific
Source: RefSeq, a predicted model, not a curated record
AUGGGACGGAAGAAGAAGAAGAGGAGGAAGAAGAGGAAGCAGAGGAAGCAGAAGAAGAAGCAGAAGAAGCAGAAGCAGCAGCAGCAGCAGCAGAAGAAGAAGAACAGCAGAAAGUGGUCUGAUCGUCGUGUGAAAAUGAGUGCAAGAAGGACAGCAGAGUACGAGGAGGAACUUGGGGGCCCAAAAGAGGAGAACGAGCCGGAUCGUCAACUACUGGACGCUGUGUUCAAUCUGCAGCGUCGAACUGUGUUACGCGGAGCAGACAUCACUGAAGAUCUUCGUACUGAGUGGCAGGAGCCAAAGCCCCCUCACAUUAAAGAGGAAGAGGAGCCCAUUUUGAUUAAAAAAGAGGAGGAUAUCACCAAGUUUCCAUCGACUGGUGUCCCUUUGAAGGGUGAAGAUGAAGGUCAAAGUGAGGAGAGCAGAGGGGCGGAGCCUCCAAGCAGCAGCUCAACUCAUCACAUGAGAACAGAAGCUGAGAGAGACCACUGUGGAGGCUCACAAGCAGACGGCCUCUUAGCUCCACUAUCAGAUAGUGACGACAUGUCACACCCUCCUCACACUGAUGAAAAUCAUCGUGAUAAACAGUGUGAAAGUGCUAUAAUAUGUCACACUGACAACAAACGAUGGAAAUGUUCUCAGUGUGGGAAAACAUUUGCUUAUAUAAGUAGCUUGAAACAACACGCGCGAAUACACACUGGAGAGAAACCUUUUGCCUGCUCAGUUUGCAGUAAAAGAUUUACACAGAAGGGAUAUUUAAAAAAACACACAAGAUCCCACAUUGGUGAGAAACCUUUUUCCUGCACAGUUUGUGGUCAAAGAUUCUCUGUGAAGGAAAGCUUAAAAUUACACACAAGAACCCACACUGGUGAGAGACCUUUUUCCUGCUCAGUUUGUGGCCAAAGAUUCACUCAGAAGGGAGUUUUAAAUAGACACACAAGAACCCACACUGGUGAGAAACCUUUUUCCUGCUCAGUCUGUGGUCAAAGAUUUUCUGUGAAGGACAGCUUAAAAUUACACACAAGAACCCACACUGGAGAGAAACCUUUUCCCUGUUCCGUUUGUGGUCAAAGAUUCACUCAGAAGGGACACUUAAAAAUCCAUACAAUUAUCCACACUCGUGAGAAACCUUUUUGCUGCUCAGUUUGUGGCCAAAGAUUCACUCAGAAGGGAGAGUUAAAGAGACACACAAGAACCCACACUGGAGAGAAACCUUUUUCCUGCUCAGUUUGUGGUCAAAGAUUUUCUGUGAAGGACAGCUUAAAAUUACACACAAGAACCCACACUGGAGAGAAACCCUUUUCCUGCUCAGUUUGUGGUCAAAGAUUCACUCAGAAGGGACACUUAAAAAUGCACACAAGAACCCACAGUGGUGAGAAACCUUUUUCCUGCACACUUUGUGGUCAAAGAUUCUGUGAAAAGGGAAGUUUAAAAAUACACACAAGAAUCCACACUGGUGAGAAACCUUUUUCCUGCUCAGAUUGUGGCCAAAGAUUCUCUGUGAAGGGAAGCUUAAAAAUACACACAAGAACCCACACUGGUGAGAAACCUUUUGGCUGCUCAGUUUGUGGUCAAAGAUUCACUCAGAAGGGAGAUUUGAAAAUACACACAAGAACGCACACUGGUGAGAAACCUUUUCCUUGCUCAGUUUGUGGCCAAAGAUUCUCUUAUAAGUAUCAAGCUAAGACACACAAGUGUGCUGGUGAGAAUCACAGUGAUCAAGAAGCUAUCAUUUAAAAUGUACAUUUUUAAUAUCAAAAGUAAUGACUAUCAUACGGAUUUACAAAAAUCUAUAUUCAUGUAUUUUAUCGACCACAUUGAUCUUCAUGUCGUCUUUGUCUUUUGUUAAAGCCGCCUCUGGACAAAUGUUGAGAAUUAGCAUUGGUGACAGAAUACACAAAGUAAUGCAUGCCUUUUUUUUCAAUAAUUUAGUGAUGUCCCUAUGAAAUAAAUGAAUGAUUGAUUGAACUAGACCGUAAAGAAGCAUUGCCUUUUUGUGGUAAACUGUAAAGUGCACAGUAUAUGUGAUCCAUAAUAAAAUACGCUUCUUCAAA